Messenger RNA from Tripterygium wilfordii, 658 nucleotides. Its product is annotated as 60S ribosomal protein L32-1. Gene Ontology annotation, molecular function: structural constituent of ribosome. The record is from RefSeq and is a predicted model, not a curated record. Gene Ontology annotation, biological process: translation. Gene Ontology annotation, cellular component: cytosolic large ribosomal subunit; ribosome. NCBI's taxonomy places the organism in Eukaryota, Viridiplantae, Streptophyta, Magnoliopsida, Celastrales, Celastraceae. The transcript has 4 exons. The coding region runs from base 67 to 468 and encodes 133 amino acids.
CAAACACCGUUAGGACCUAGGACUGACUGUGCGGCGAGAAGCCUAAUUCACCGAGGUAAGUUAAAAAUGGCGGCGCCGUUGCUGUCCAAGAAGAUCGUAAAAAAGCGGGUGAAGAAAUUCAAGAGGCCCCAGAGCGACCGGAAGAUCUCUGUCAAGGAAAACUGGCGGAGGCCAAAGGGUAUUGAUUCUCGUGUCCGUAGAAAGUUUAAGGGAUGCACAUUGAUGCCCAAUAUUGGAUAUGGUUCAGACAAGAAGACCCGCCAUUAUCUUCCAAAUGGGUUCAAGAAAUUUGUUGUGCACAAUUCCAAAGAGCUUGAAUUAUUGAUGAUGCACAACAGAACCUAUUGUGCUGAGAUUGCACAUGAUGUAUCAACUAGGAAGAGAAAAGAGAUCGUUGAGCGAGCUGCACAGCUUGACAUUGUUGUAACAAACAAACUUGCCAGGUUACGUAGCCAGGAGGAUGAAUGAGCUUGAGUACGAAUAUUUACUCUUUUUUUAGGAAUGAAAUCUGUGACCUAUAAUUUUUUGUUUUGGAUGAUUUUGUUUUCUAGAGAUUGUAUUUGGAAGAGUUUUUAUCAAUCAGGUUUGUAAGAAUUUGCCGAUUAUAAAUUGGUUUAGCUGCUCAAUCCAUAGAAACCGCUUGUAUUUGGUUUAACAA